Molecule: messenger RNA, 3502 nt
Organism: Contarinia nasturtii (swede midge)
Lineage: Eukaryota; Metazoa; Arthropoda; Insecta; Diptera; Cecidomyiidae
Product: dystrophin-like
Exons: 4
Coding region: 646-3423 (925 amino acids)
Source: RefSeq, a predicted model, not a curated record
UAAGCAACAUCAUUUCUGCUAUCUUUCCGUUUAAAUUCCGUCAAUAUCAUGUGAAUAAAAAAUUAAAACGUUAGAUAACAGGAAGAGCCAUAGAAACCGAGCCAUUGAAAUCGAAACAUUUUGUAACGCAAACAACGACGAAGCUAGUGGAAACAAAAAAAACAAACACUUUUUAGCCGAAACGAACUGAAUACGAAAAUGGGAAUGUGUUUUGAUUGUGGAAUGAUGCAAACGCAUCUUAAAUAGGAACACAAAGAACAUGAAACCUACAUAUCAAGAUAAGGUUAAUCGGUUGUGCAUUAAAACAGAGAACUGUGUAAUUAGAAUUUUUUAAAGUUGUGAUCGUACAUAUUGUUCUUGUUUUUUUUUUAAUUAAUAAUAGACGGGUUUCAGUUGUUUUUUCUUUGAUGAAUUGCAAAACGACAAAACGAAAUGUAUCGACUGAUAUUUUUUUACUACACAUUUUUUUCGGCAAAUAGACAAACGGAAUGAACAUACAACUGUGAAAAGCAGACAAAAAUGAUUAUGAUUUCGAUGAAAUUGUUAAAGAAAAUUCCGUAUUUAUGAAGCAGAUCGACAGAUUGCCACAGUACUGUUCUGUUUCUUCGAUAAGAGAUAAUUGCGACAGUGAAUUUAUAAUCAAAUAUGAAAUCAACGACACAUUUGCAAAAUGGAAAUCCUCGAAUUAAUUUUGACAAUAAUGGUGAUACUGUUCGAAUGGAUAAUUCGGGUACAGUGAGUGGUGUAGCUGCUGGAAAUAUAUCAACGGCAUCAUCAAUAAACCAGACAAAGACAAAGACGAUCAGUUUAAGCCAGUCAGAGCAAUGUGGCUGGCAAAAUUCGGCAAAUGGUUUUGUUAACGGGAAUAAUAAUAGUAAUAACAAUAAAACAGCAUUAGAUCAAACGAAACCAUAUCCGAAAAAAUUCAGUGGCAACGGUCUCGAUGGUGAUUUUGAUGAUGAUGAAAAAACAAAUAGUUUUGGUCUGUCGCGGCGUGUCGAUGGAUUAUCUUCACUGAAAAAUGUCACAUCCAACGAAUUGUACAUUGAUGAAAAAAACAUAUCGUUGCAUUUGAAUAAUCCGUUCGUAACACAUUUCGCGGUUUCGUCGACAUCAUUAUCGUCAUCAGCAACAUCAUCAUCGCUGGAACAGACAAUGGUUAAUCGUAAUAUUGAUGGGCCAUUCUACAAUAGCAGCGGUGCCAGUUCAAGCACAAACAGUAUGCCUCAAUCGGCGUCUACAUCUCAGCUAAGCAAUGUGAUAAAAAGCCAGCAAUUGAAAAAUUAUGGUGCAUCUGGUAGCAAUGAAAAACAAAACGGUAGCAGUGAUUAUGGUCGAAUCAACGAUAUUGACAACAAUGUGUUACGUAACCGUCCAAAGCGGCCCCAUAGCAUAGCUGGCGUUUUAUCUCCUGCAUCGCUUUCGUGCUCAUCGAGCCCAUUUGCCGCUCGUCUAUCGGUUUUGAAUCAAAACAAAGAAGAAUUGACCAGUUUGAUAACGGCAGGAGUUAUUUCGUCUCGAACAGCCACUACAACGAUGACGUACAGCAACAGCCACUCUGUCCCAAAUACCAAUCAUCCCGUAUCGAACAAUGGUGCAAUGAAAAGCUCAAUGAACACACUGAACAAUGUGAAUAAUGGUAACCAAAAUGCCAUGGCACAAAAAGUGUUCAAUCAACCGCAAAAUAAUGAGUAUGCACAACAAGCGUCGACACAUGUAUCAUACGGUCACUUUAUAAAUAGCCCAUCUCGGUUAACAACUAAUCGACAACAGGCAACACAGGAGUUUUCAUUGUAUUCACCACCGUCUGUAACAACCACGACUAAUGUUACAUGCAUUAACAAUGCUCCCAAUAAUAAUCCACAGUCGGUGCAAACUCGACAACAGCCGCCUCCAAUAGUUCAAAGGCGCUCCCACAGCAUACCACGCACUGUACCGUCAACAGUAUUGUUGAGCAUUUCAGCUGAUAAUGCAAACAAAUCAACGCCAUCGACUGUUAAUAAUAAUAGUGGUGUGCCCGCUCGUCCUCGCAGCUUAGACCGAGCUAGUUUCAAUACGUUGGCUGCUAUGAACAAUUCACGACCACCACCGAUUCCACCAAGUCGUCGCUUUACGCAGCAAAUGCAACAAAUACAAAUACAAAAAAACAGUCCAAACUCAGAUCAGUAUCCGCCCACAUGUUCGUCGUUUCAACAACGAUCUGUGUCGACCGCAUCAGCCAGUGGAAUGCGUCAAUCGAUCACGUUUCAUGGUCAAUUGAAUCGGCAAACAACGAACACAAACCCUAGUAAUAGUAAAUUUAGUGGUAAUCAGAAUGUAAGUGAUAGCAAUACAAUGACAAGACGUAAAGCCGAUCGUCCAGUAUCGUUUGCGUACGGCACAUUGCCAGAUCAAAAUUACUUGGAAAAUCAGUUGCGUAUGUAUUCCGAACAAUUGCGUUCGAUAACAGAAAGUGUUCGAAAAUAUUCAGAGCAAGCAAAAAUUCUGUCCGAAAUGAAGCGUCAACAGCAGAUGCAAAAAAAUCGCCAAUUCGAUAUGUCAUCGCCUCAAAAGAGUACGGCAUCGCCAAUCGGCCAAGUCGAUGACAUAGCCGUAUCGUCGAAAAAUUUGCGCCUAUUUUUGGACAGUGUGCGACACACAAUGAAUGAAAUCGAACAUGUCGAACCACCACCGCCAGCCCCUAUAUCAAGUUCCUCUUCGUCCAUAAAUCAAUCACAAAAGGUGCCGUUCCCGAAAACAAAAAGUGAAAGCCACGGAAUUUCAUCGAAAACGGUGACCGAAGCCAAAACUCCAUCCGAUCAAUUGCGUCAAUUUUUGGAUGCCAUACGAUCGAAUCAAUUGCCCGAAGAGGAUCAAUCUGAUUUAAGUAGUGCAGCCGAUCGUUUCAGCAAAUUCAAAGAGAAAAUGGAACACUCCAGAUCAAAAUCAACGCCAAACUUCAAUCAAUAUAAUAAUAUGAGUACAAACGUGAACGAAAGUUUCUCGAAACUUUCGGAUAAUUUACGCAUCAUGAAUGAGGAUUUAGAAGCACUGGCUGCAGUAAGUCCACGAAAAAAUAUUCCACCACAGAAGACCACAGUCAAUACUGGUGGUAGAAUGAAUGAGGAAAUCAUGGAUUUUAAUCAAAUAUUAGAUAAAUUCUGUCAAAUGACGAAUAAUUCACAUUCCAUGGAAACAAUCGACUAUCUUCGAAAAUGUUCAGAAGCACUGAGACAUUCAUCGAAUCAACUGAAAAUUACCACCAUGAAUAGUUCCUUCUCCGAUUCGGCGGACAGCUCAUGCAGUACGACGCCCGGAUCGAUUCGUGAAGCCGUUCAAAAUUUGUUGCAGCAACCACGAAAUGGCGUUCAAAUCAUGGACGAUCGCAUGAAAUUGUUCAUCGACAUUUUGGACUCACAGUCAAAAUUCAGUCAGCUGAAUUAAUCGACAAAAAAGUGCUCGCUAAAUAAAAAUGCUCUCAAAAAAAGAAAAAAAAUUGACCACAAAUAUGGGAAAAAAAUGG